UUGGAGUCAGACCAGGAGCCUGAGCCAGACCUGGGGUAAAAGCUGGAGCGGCAUCACUAAAGAAGCCGAAAAGAUGCUGCUUAUUUUGGGACUGUUCACCUGCUUCCUUUCAGUUUUCUACGUGACAGCUCCAUCCAUCAGGAAGUACUUUGCUGGUGGAGUCUGCAGAACCAAUGUGCAGCUUCCUGGAAAAGUGGUGGUGAUCACCGGCGCCAACACAGGCAUUGGCAAGGAGACAGCCAGAGAGCUCGCGCGCAGAGGAGCCCGAGUAUACAUUGCCUGCCGAGAUGUGCUGAAGGGGGAGUCUGCCGCCAGUGAAAUCCGAGCAGACACAAAGAACUCCCAGGUGUUGGUGCGGAAACUGGACCUAUCUGACACCAAAUCCAUCCGAGCCUUUGCUGAGGGCUUUCUGGCAGAGGAAAAGAAGCUCCAUAUACUGAUCAAUAAUGCAGGAGUAAUGUUGUGUCCAUAUUCCAAAACAGCAGAUGGCUUUGAAACCCAUAUUGGGGUCAACCACCUGGGCCACUUCCUUCUCACCUACCUGCUCCUCGAGCGGCUGAAAGAAUCUGCUCCUGCGCGGGUGGUGAACCUGUCAUCCGUGGUGCAUCACGCUGGCAAGAUCCGCUUCCACGACCUCCAGGGUGAGAAGUAUUACUGCAGCGGCUUUGCCUACUGCCAUAGCAAGUUGGCCAAUCUGCUUUUCACUCGUGAGUUGGCCAAGAGGCUUCAAGGCACAGGGGUCACCACCUAUGCGGUGCACCCAGGCAUUGUCAGGUCCGAGCUGAUCCGGCACUCCUUCCUUCUGUGUCUGUUGUGGCGAUUCUUCUCCCUCUUUGUCAAGUCCACGUGGCAAGGGGCGCAGACCACCCUGCACUGUGCCCUGGCUGAGGGCCUGGAGCCCCUGAGCGGCAAGUACUUCAGUGACUGCAAGAGGACUUGGGUAUCUCCAAGGGCCCGAAAUAAGAAAACAGCCGAGCGCCUGUGGAACGUGAGCUGUGAGCUUCUAGGAAUCCAGUGGGAGUAGCCAGGGGAAGAGCUCUGGCUUUACGAGGAGGCCCUAUCCGUGCCAUGAUGAAAGGGGACCAAAGAGAAGGCCAGCACUGAAGGCUUGUCCUACUCACCUUUCUGGAAACCUUUGUCCACCCAGCCCUCAGGGGAGGCUGAUUGUGGCCCAAGACAUGCCUGCCUACGAACCUUCCUCGCAAGACUGGGAGAGUUGGCACCUUGUGGGACCAGAGGCCGGGCAGAUCCCAGGCACGCUGCAACAGGGGUAGAACAAGAGCCCGGGGAACCGGGCCAGUUUCCUCCCCAGUG
Messenger RNA from Octodon degus (degu), 1314 nucleotides. It is a transcript of the gene Rdh12, whose product is annotated as retinol dehydrogenase 12 (all-trans/9-cis/11-cis). The coding region runs from base 74 to 1024 and encodes 316 amino acids. The transcript is spliced from 7 exons. NCBI's taxonomy places the organism in Eukaryota, Metazoa, Chordata, Mammalia, Rodentia, Octodontidae. The record is from RefSeq and is a predicted model, not a curated record.